Molecule: messenger RNA, 1860 nt
Organism: Biomphalaria glabrata
Lineage: Eukaryota; Metazoa; Mollusca; Gastropoda; Planorbidae
Product: integrator complex subunit 14-like
Exons: 11
Coding region: 232-1758 (508 amino acids)
Biological process (GO): snRNA 3'-end processing
Cellular component (GO): integrator complex
Source: RefSeq, a predicted model, not a curated record
GUUUCCAAUAUGGCUGCUUCCAUAACCACCAAACAAUAAUAGUUCAAACUUGAAUAUUGAUGCAAAAAAUUGAAAUAGAUCUAGACUAGAUCCAGAUACCACAUAAUAACGAUCUUUGAAAAUCAAAUCUAGAAUAUAUCUAAACCAUAAAUAUCGAUCUCUAGAGAGACAAUCUAAACAAAAAAUAAUCAUUAUCAUAUCACAUUAUCAUAUGAUUAUCAGCUACGUGAGAUGCCUACAAUUAUAGCCCUUGAUGUGUCAUUGUCCAUGUCACGAUCUGUUCUUCUGCCAGACUCUACAGAGGAAUAUCAGCGGCGUCAUAUAGCUAUCCAUGGAAUUAACACAUUUUUAGAUUAUUUAAGCGCUAACUAUAAAUUGGAGUUUGUUUCUUUGAUUGCGUUUUCCUAUCUUUAUGAACAACUGUCAACAUUUACUAGAGAUUAUAGUAUCAUAAGAACAGCCUUAACCAAAGUGGAAGCCUUUAGUAAAACUUGUAUUGAGUCAGCACUUAAGGGAAUUAAGGAUGUGACAUCUGAGGAAUGGAGUAAUACAUCUUGUCAGGUUAUUUUAAUAACAGAUGGAAGCCUGGGUGUUGGAGUAGGCUCCCUUAAACAUUCCCUAGAAACAAUGAAUGCUAGAAAAUCUGUAGAAGAAAAAUUUCCUUUACCAUUUCCUUUCCCCUGCAAGCUUCACAUAGUAUGUAUUGCCAACCCUAAUGAUCCUGAUGUGCGAAGUGCCUUGCCCUAUUACCAGAAACUAAUAAAUGUGGGGAAUCAAGGUGGAGAAAUUUUUCUUUUAGAUGGAGCAAUAUCUUUCAAAUCUGUUGAAGAAACAUUUAAUCGUCUAGCUGAGAAAUAUUAUAAUCCGUAUUGUGGAACAUUAUUAUGUGGUAAUUUCAAUUGUGCAGUGCAGUUGUUUCCUAAACCUGAGCCAUUUAUAAAGCAAUCGAAUGAUGAAAAAGUCACCUAUGGGGUAUCAGACAAAAUAGAAAUAAUAGGGUUUUUAGAAAUCAAAGAUGUUGGCAGCCCACCAACAGUAGCUAGGCAUCUUAUUUUACCAAGAUCAACAAAAGAGAAGUCAGACACCAAAGACAAAGAUGCCAAGAAUGGGAAAUCUGAGGAAGAAGACGACAGUCAAGAUGAUGGUAAAACUCCAUCAUUUACAGUUCUUUUACAUGGCAGCUUAAGAGUAGAAAGUAUGGUGGCUAUUGCAAGGGUCUGCAAUGAUUGGUAUGGCAUGAUAUAUUCAUGGGCAGACAGUAAGAAAAAAUCAAAUUUGAUGUUAGCAUUAUUUGAUCCAGGUCAAGAUUCAGUUCCUUGGCUUGGACCUUUUGAUAACCUCACAUCAUGGAAAGAAUAUUCAGCAGAUGAUGAAGAGAAAAAGUCUCCUUUUCCAGUCAGACCUGCAGAUAAACGCAGUUACGCUCAGUCUUGUGUUGUGUGGAUUAAACCAUCUGGUCUACAGUCUGAUAUUCAGAAAGUUCUAAGGCAUGCCAGAAAACUUCCUGAUAAACUACAUCAGUUCUAUAAGGAAUUAAAUCGCACUAGAAGAGCUGCACUAUCCUUUGGCUUCCAUUCAUUAUUAGAAGCCUUGGCAACAAUGCUUGAUAGAGAAUGUACCCUACUGCCUGGUUCAGCACACCCUAAUGCAGCCCUCCAGCUGACACAUGCAGCUAAUUUUCUACGUUCAGAGCAAGCCUUUGAUGAGAAGCAGAAUGUUGUACCACUUCUGACUAAUUUCGCUAGUAGCUCUAAUUGAUUUUUUUAGCCCUUGUAAACCCCCUCAUUUGAUUGUCAUAAAGAUAUUGAUAUUUGUUUUGUGUGAAAAAUAAAUGUAAAUAAAGUUUAACCAUGGUUAAAA